CUGUCUAGGAACUUUGGGGUCCAGUGCUCUAGAUGCUGGGGUAGGGUUAGGGCGAGUUCCCCUCGUGCGGUCCGGAGAAGACCUGGAGUGGAAUGAGGCUCUGCUGUCUGAGGUCCUGGUCCUGCGGGUCCGGCCCUCCCGCGCCGCCCACGCAGGGCCCACAAGGCGGAGACCAGACCACCCCGGGCCUUGGGGGCGGAGCUUGGCCACUGUGCUCUCAGCGGAAUCAUGAGCCGUUGCCCCCGCAGGUGCAGGAGCCCAUUGGGGCAGGCAGCACGAUCCCUCUACCAGCUGGUGACUGGGUCGCUGUCGCCAGACAGCGUGGAGGAUGACUUUGAACUGUCCACCGUGUGUCACCGGCCCGAGGGUCUGGAGCAGCUGCAAGAGCAAACCAAGUUCACUCGCAAAGAAUUGCAGGUCCUGUACCGAGGCUUCAAGAACGAAUGUCCCAGCGGAAUUGUCAGUGAGGAGAACUUCAAGCAGAUUUACUCCCAGUUCUUUCCUCAAGGAGACUCUAGCACAUAUGCCACUUUUCUCUUCAAUGCCUUUGACACCAACCAUGAUGGCUCAGUCAAUUUUGAGGACUUUGUGGCUGGUUUGUCAGUGAUUCUUCGGGGAACCAUAGAUGACAGGCUGAACUGGGCCUUCAACCUGUAUGACCUCAACAAGGAUGGCUGCAUCACCAAGGAGGAAAUGCUUGAUAUCAUGAAGUCCAUCUAUGACAUGAUGGGCAAGUAUACGUAUCCUGCACUCCGAGAGGAGGCCCCAAGGGAACAUGUGGAGAGCUUCUUCCAGAAGAUGGACAGGAAUAAGGAUGGCGUGGUGACCAUUGAGGAAUUCAUUGAAUCUUGUCAAAAGGUACAGGUCCCCACCCUCCCCAUUUCCCUGGUCUGGACUCAGGGCCUAACUCAAUAAUAUAGGAGAAGGCUCCUGAACUCACCCCCACUCCCAAUCCUGUUCCUUCACAACUGGGGGAGGCCUGCCAUUCUUCACCUCUGGUCUCUCUGGGUGUCUCCUUCCUCGUUGCCUCUCUGUGUUUCUGAAUGUCCUCAUUUAUGACUCAGUGUCUCUCCCUGCCUCUGAUAAGCUCUUUUUCUUUCUUUCUCCAAUCUGCCUCUCUCACACCAUGGCUACAGGAUGAGAACAUCAUGAGGUCCAUGCAGCUCUUUGACAAUGUCAUCUAGCUCACCGGGAGAGGGGGUCAGUUGUCCUGGGGGGGCCAUGCUCUAGCCCUAGUCCAGUUGGGCCUCAUCUUUCUCUUCCUAGCUCUCUCCUCACCCUAGACCUGCCCUAGGGCCUGUAGGAAUCCAAGAGCCUGGGGAUUCAGUGGUUCAGAUCAUUGGAGCCGAAGGAGCCAGGGAGUGGGCAGAGUGUAUCAGCUGGUAUUCCCAAUUCCCAACAGCUCCCACUGCCUCCCUGACCGUGCUGAGGAUGCCCCUGCUGAAGGAAUUAAGUGGUUCUCCACCUCCAACCCCCACUCUAGAAACUGCAACACUAGACAAAAUUUCUCCUGUUAUGGUGCUUCCCCCAUCCCUGAUAUCGUAAACAUUUUCCUUAAGACUCCCUUCUCAGACAGGUUGCUCUGUCCUUGGCACUGAUUGGCCUUUCAGACCAGGGCCUGAGAGCUCCCUAGGAGAGGGACAAGGGAGAACUCUCAGGCUUCAGGCAGUGGUUGAGUCCUAGGAAGUAGCUGGAGUGUAAAGCAGAAAGGCCUGGAGAUGCUGAGAGCUAAGGCUAUGACUCUGAGCUCCACAGGUCUGCCACCAGAAUAUGAGUUUCCAGGCUCUUUAGAAGACCUUGGCUCCUUAGAAACACCCCAGAAAUUCUCCAUACCAUGUUCAGUAUGCCAAGAGAUCCUGGGAUCGUGAAGUCUGGCUCAUCCCUAGAAUUUUUCUCUCUCCUUCCUUCCUGUUUGUAUGGUGGCAGCAGAAGAAUAUGGCUGGGAGAUGUCCCGGCUGAUUCCUGCCAAAGGUUCAGCUACCAGUAUGGAGUGAGUUAGGGACCACCCAGUGGAUGCAUUAGAAGAAAAGGGAAGGAGGGAGGCAGGCAUAGCACCUACACCCAAUGUGGGGGGCAUUCAUUAGAAUCUUUGAUCUACCCAGGCUUUAGAUCAACCCCCCAGAUAGCUCCCCCCCAAUUCCCUUCUAGUGUCGCCUCUUGCUCUAUUAAAUCUACCCAGAGAUGCCCCUGAACACACCUAGAAGUCAGGAAUCAUAGGAACCAGGUCCCAUAUCAUCAACAGCACCCCUGCCAUGCUGCCACCCCUUAAUACACCUGCUUGUCCCAUUAGCUAGGAUCUGAGGGGAAGGGCCCCUGGGAAGCUCCCUUUCCCAUCAGAACACUGUUGACUGCUUUGCAUUUUUGGCUCCUCUGUAUAUUUUGUAAAAUAAGAAAUACACCAGAUCCAAUAAAACACAAUGGCUAUGCACAGG
Myotis davidii is the source of this 2432-nucleotide messenger RNA. It is a transcript of the gene KCNIP2, whose product is annotated as potassium voltage-gated channel interacting protein 2. Lineage: Eukaryota; Metazoa; Chordata; Mammalia; Chiroptera; Vespertilionidae. Gene Ontology annotation, cellular component: voltage-gated potassium channel complex. The record is from RefSeq and is a predicted model, not a curated record. Gene Ontology annotation, biological process: regulation of potassium ion transmembrane transport. The transcript has 7 exons. The coding region runs from base 229 to 915 and encodes 228 amino acids. Gene Ontology annotation, molecular function: potassium channel regulator activity; calcium ion binding.